AUGAAGGCUAAAUAUCGAUUUGAACGAAAGACAGCAAAAAAUUCUUUAGGCAAAGUAAAAAUAGAAAGCAACGAUCCACUUACAGUCGUUGGCCAAAACACAAAGUUCACCAAUGACCUUCAUGUGGGUGAUAUUUUAGUUAUUAGUAAUGAAAAUUUUCAAAUUAUGAAAGUUGUUAACGAUUGUGAAUUGAAGAUAAACAAUCAACAGCAACUUAGUUUUGAAGAAUGGCAACAAUUUAACAUUGAGCCAAGGACAAAAGUAAAUGGAUUGUUUGAUGUAUAUUCUAUGGUUUUUACAAAAUAUGCAAUCACAAAUCCAUUUAGUAAAAAGGAUGAACCAUUAAAAUUAACAAUAAUCAUAGAACUAAGCAAUAAACUGAACAUAGAUAAUUAUAAGACCAAGUUUAAAGCAUAUUUUCGUAAAUUAUUUCAAAAAUAUAAGAAAGAAACAAAAAAACCUAUGAGCCAUCUUGAAAAAUUUAGUGUAAAUUGUAUUCUUUUUGAAAGCUUUGACAACCUUGCAAGCGAAUUUACAGAACAUAAGCUUGGAAACUGGAUUAUUGAUUUUUUUUGUCUUAUUCCUAUCCAAAUUGCUGUUGCGCACGACAAUGAAUUUAUACCAAUUCGAGACGGAUUCUUAGAAAAAACUGAACAAAAUGUGUUUGAUGAUGGGUUUGGAUUAAUUGGGAAUAUGUCAAAAGCCAUUUCAUUUGGAUGGUAUGAGUCUAUAUUUGAACAUUAUGCUGAUCUGGAAGUAAAAAUACUCUCAUCUAUGGGAGAGCAAUCUUGCG
Molecule: messenger RNA, 793 nt
Organism: Dentiscutata erythropus
Lineage: Eukaryota; Fungi; Glomeromycota; Glomeromycetes; Diversisporales; Gigasporaceae
Source: the annotation of a GenBank genome assembly